This is a messenger RNA of Neltuma alba, 2069 nucleotides long. Its product is annotated as pentatricopeptide repeat-containing protein At3g46610-like. The record is from RefSeq and is a predicted model, not a curated record. Gene Ontology annotation, molecular function: protein binding. The transcript has a single exon. Bases 42 to 1994 code for a protein of 650 amino acids. Lineage: Eukaryota; Viridiplantae; Streptophyta; Magnoliopsida; Fabales; Fabaceae.
AAUUCGAUUCCCUUAUCAAACCAAAGAAUGAUAUUGGAUUCAUGGCUCCCUUGGCAUGGGCGUUGGAGGAUCAGGCUAUCGGGGAGAACACUGAUUCCAUAAACAGUUCGUCGCUUGACAGUGACAGAGAUGGUAUAAACUGUUUAAAUUUGGAUGAAGUUCAAGACAGUUAUUAUGAACAAAUGCAAGGAGAAGAGAUUGACUCUAAAAUUGAUGUUCGAGCACUUGCAUUCAGCUUGCUCUCUGCCAAGACAGUAGAUGAAAUGGAGGAAAUUCUUAAGGACAAAGGGGACUUGCCCCCUCAGGUGUAUUCAACCAUCAUAAGAGGUUUUGGCAAGGAGAAGAGGAUGGAUUCUGCAUUAAUUCUUAUGAAUUUAUUGAACAGGAAAAGGAUUGAAACCAAUGGUUCUUUUAGCCCAAAUCUGUUCAUAUAUAAUAGUCUGUUGGGUGCAGUCAAACAGUCUCAAGAAUUUGCAGAAAUUGAAACAAUUAUGAAUGAAAUGGAUCAAGCAGGGAUCACUCCUAAGGUUGUGACAUAUAAUACUUUGAUGGCUAUCUACAUAGAAAAAGGAGAAGGCGACAAGGCCCUCAGUGUUUUUGAGGAAAUGCAUAACAAGGGCCUCACUCCAUCUGCAGUGUCCUAUUCUCAAGCCUUGCUGGCAUAUAGAAGAAUGGAAGAUGGCUAUGGAGCUUUAAAUUUCUUUGUUAAAUUCAGAGAAAAAUAUCGUCAAGGUGAAAUAGGAAAAGAUGAUGAUGGAGAAGAUUGGGAGGCUGAGUACAUCAAGCUCGAAAAGUUCACAAUUCGUGUUUGCUAUCAGGUAAUGCGCCGUUGGCUUGUCAGCCAUGAUAACUUAAGCAAUAAAGUUCUGCGGUUGCUUGAUGAUAUGGAUAAAGCUGGGAUUCAUCCAGGUCGGGCAGAGCUUGAGAAGCUCGAGUGGGCUUGUACCCGUGAAGACCAUUACCCAGUAGCAAAAGAGCUAUACAGCAGGAUAAGAACUAGGCAUAGCGAAAUCAGCUUGUCUGUCUGCAACCAUGCAAUUUGGCUUAUGGGGAAGGCCAAGAAGUGGUGGGCAGCUUUGGAGAUAUAUGAGGAUCUGUUGGACAAAGGGCCAAAGCCAAAUAACUUGUCAUAUGAGUUAAUAAUGUCGCACUUCAAUGUUCUUCUGAGUGCAGCUAAGAAAAGGGGAAUAUGGAGAUGGGGUGUCAGGUUGCUAAACAAGAUGGAAGAUAAGGGACUAAAACCUGGAAGCAAAGAAUGGAACGCGGUUCUUGUGGCCUGUUCCAAGGCUUCAGAAACUAAUGCAGCUGUGCAAAUAUUUAAGAGAAUGGUGGAAAAUGGUGAAAAACCUACUAUAAUUUCCUAUGGGGCUUUACUCAGUGCUCUGGAAAAGGGAAAACUCUACGACGAGGCCCUUCGAGUGUGGGACCAUAUGAUCAAGGUAGGGGUUGAGCCGAAUGCAUAUGCCUACACAAUCAUGGCUUCAAUUCAUACUGCCCUUGGAAAUUUUAACAGAGUUGAUGACAUCAUUUCCGAGAUGAUGGCACUAGGAAUUGAACUCACAGUAGUGACGUACAAUGCAAUAAUCAGUGGCUGUGCAAGGAAUGGCAUGGGAAGUGCAGCCUAUGAAUGGUUUCACAGGAUGAAAGUUCAGAAGAUUGCUCCGAACGAGAUAACUUACGAAAUGCUGAUUGAGGCUCUUGCUAAGGAUGGGAAGCCGAAGCUGGCAUUUGAGUUAUACACGAGGGCACACAAUGAGGGACUUCAUCUAUCUUCAAAAGCCUAUGAUGCUGUGUUGGAAUCUUCUCGGGCUUAUGGAGCCACCAUUGACUUAAGUCUCUUAGGACCACGUCCUCCAGAGAAGAAGAAGAAAGUGCAGGUUAGAAAGACACUGACUGAAUUUUAUAACUUGGCAGAUGUUCCCAAGAAAAGUAAAGCAUUUGAUAGGAGUGAAAUUUAUUACUCGCAGAGAGAAGGUAGUGAAUCAGUAAUUUAGCGCUGUUAUAUGUUACCAUUGUCAAUUAUUGUUUGUAACGUUUGUAUAUUCUGCCUUUCCUAUUUGUCAAGUAAA